AUAGCACAUGCACAGCAUGUCACAUGGGCAGCAUGGCACAUGCAACAGCAUGUCACAUGCACAGCAUGGCACAUGGACAGCAUGGCACAUGACGGCAUGUCACAUGGACAGCAUGGCACAUGAUGGCAUGGCACAUGACGGCAUGGCACAUGACGGCAUGGCACAUCACGGCAUGGCCCAUGACGGCAUGGCGGAUGCAACAGCAUGUCACAUGGUCAACAUGGCACAUGGACAGAUGGCGCAUGGACGGCAUGGCACAUGAACAGCAUGACACAUGAACAGCAUGGCACAUGGACAGCAUGGCAAAUGAGCAGCAUGACAGACAUGCUGACCCACUCAGCUUCUUUUUAAGCACUCGACUGGUCACCCCAACUACUGGGAAUACUGGUUUACAGGGGUUAGUGGAACCCCUUAGCGUAGUGAAUGGUGAAGGGAAUGCUGCAUUGGGUACGGGAAUAAAUGUAAAAUAUGUGACCAAGCCUCAUGUUAUUGUCAGCCAGGCUCGGAGGAUACCAGUACGUAAACUCCAGUACUGUACAAAAUGCUGCCGGAACUCUUGCGGGAUUCGUGAACAAGCAACCGCACCGCACUCUCUUUCUUAAGGUUGUGUUCUGUGCAAUAUGGUGACUUCAAGUAUUCCCAUUCCUGUAACCCUCGAGUUAUUG
Closterium sp. NIES-67 is the source of this 665-nucleotide messenger RNA. NCBI's taxonomy places the organism in Eukaryota, Viridiplantae, Streptophyta, Zygnematophyceae, Desmidiales, Closteriaceae. The record is from the annotation of a GenBank genome assembly.